AUGGAAUCACAACACAUCCUUAAUUCGACGCACGUCAUCUUCACCCGCCAAAUUCCAACACCAUCGACUUAUACCGUCAAUUUUCUCCUGCCCCAGUACUCCAACGCACUGAUCCACGAAUUUAAGCGUCAAUUGCUCAUCCGUCAUCGGCCUCUCCAAACUCCCCACAGCAUGAUCAACAUGCUUCUCAAUAUCACACCUCCCCUUGACCUUUACAACAAUAUGACACUCAUCAGCCCGCAAGCUCUCAUCAGCCACAGCCUCAAACCGAUCCCUCAACCGCACAACCUUCUCAUCAACAACAACACAAUCCUCGUACUCCGCCGGCGUAGCCUUCCCAAAUAA
Molecule: messenger RNA, 345 nt
Organism: Penicillium brevicompactum
Lineage: Eukaryota; Fungi; Ascomycota; Eurotiomycetes; Eurotiales; Aspergillaceae
Exons: 1
Coding region: 1-345 (114 amino acids)
Source: RefSeq, a predicted model, not a curated record